Molecule: messenger RNA, 2076 nt
Organism: Rotaria socialis
Lineage: Eukaryota; Metazoa; Rotifera; Eurotatoria; Philodinida; Philodinidae
Source: the annotation of a GenBank genome assembly
AUGAUCCAACGAUUACUAAUAUUUUUCCCAUUUGUUUUAUGUGCAUCAUCGAUACCAACCAAACCGACGUUAACAUUAGAUGAAUUUUUCGAUUAUGUUCAGAUUCCAUCGAUCAAUCUUUCUCCAAAUGGUCGAAAUUUACUAGUUCACACGAGACGAUCAUUGUGGGAUUCGAAUUCCUAUGAAAAUAAUCUGUGGCUUUAUGAAACAGAAACGUAUACGAAAAUAUUGAUCACUGAUAAAUUAUCGGAAAGUUUCAAACCAAAAUGGUCACCAAGUGGAAAUCAGAUUGUUUUAUUAUUGAACGAAAAAUCGAAUACGAACAUGAGAAACGAAACUAAGCAUUUCAGUCGUUCAUUCAAAAGUCAACCAAAACCAGAGCAUCACAUUUAUCUAUAUUGCAUCAAAUCGCAACGAUUGAUACCUAUUCCAAUUGGAUCAGAAAUGCCAUCGAGUAUAACGUGGGCCAACAACGAUUCCUCUUUAUACUUUGCUGCAAUCCAAUCAAAUCCAAGUAAUGACCAUGAUCAUUUAAAUGACGGUGAAUGGAAAGAUGUUAUUCAACAUCGACAAUGGAAACCAAGUGAUGGCAGUACGAUCUAUCACAUUCAUAUUGAUAGAAAAACACCAUUAGCAUCUACAACGAUGAAUAUUGUCAAAAAUGUUCCUUUUAUAAUUAGUGAACUUUUAUUCUCAUCGUCCGAGCAGAAACUUAUCUUCGUAUCGUUCAAAGCUGUGUUUGCAACUAUGGAUGAUUACGAAAUAUAUUCUAUUAACCUUGACAACACAUUGUCGUUAUCAAGAUUAACCACAAAUGAAGCGUUCGAAUUAAAUCUACAAAUGUCCCAUGAUGGUAACCACGUUAUGUUUCUUAUGUCCGGUCUCGGAUCAAGUAAAACUUCAAGUGUCAUUACUCAAACAAGAUUAUAUUCACUGGAUUUAACAAAUGGACAGAUUCAACGUUUAGCAAAAGACUUUGACGGUAAUAUCAUGGAAUUCGCGACGCGACCCGAUGGUAGUGUCUACAUUCUUGGGCAAGUAGGAACCAAUGUUCAAAUUUACACGCAACAAUCUUCAGAAAAAUAUACAAUUUUGCAUCACGGAUUGGAUGGAACAUAUGAAUCUAUUUCAUUAUCAUCAUCUCCUCACAACAAUAGUACGAUUGCGUUUGUUUAUUCAUCUUACGGGCAAGCAAAAGAAGUUUAUAUUGUUGAUAGCCUUAAGCAACUUAAAUCUGCAAAAGUAAUAACAAAUGAAAACAGACUUUUUUCUGAACGCAAUUUGCCUCAAGUAAAAACUUUUAAAUGGACAAGCGAUGAAGAUGAUUGCACAAUCGAGGGACUUCUACAUUAUCCACCACGCAAAUUCGAAUCGACAAAUUUACCUCUUUUUGUACUUAUUCACGGUGGUCCAUAUGCACCAAGUAUCAAUCAGUUUCAGUCUUCAGCUGGUACGUGGGGACCGUUAGCAGCCACAGAAGGUUGGUUAGUAUUAGAACCGAACUAUCGAGGAUCACCAGGCUAUGGUGAUCAAUUUCUCGAUGAAAUUCGUUAUGAACCUUUAACUCGGCCAGGAAAAGAUAUUCUUUCGGGCGUUCGUCGUUUGAUUCAGGAUGGUAUUGUUGAUCGCAAUCGUCUAGCUGUUGGUGGUUACAGCUACGGUGGUUUUCUUACUAACUGGUUGAUAACGCAAACUACUAAUUUCAAAGCUGCUCUUUCAGGUUCCGGGGCAGUUGAUUAUGUUUCUGCUUGGGGUACUAUGGAAUUUCCUCCGCUUAUCGAUUAUUUAAUGGGUGGAUUUCCAUGGGAUAGAUCAGAUAUUUAUGCAAAACAAUCUCCUAUUUAUCAAUUAGAUAAAGUUCGUACACCAACACUUAUCGUUACUGGAGAAGUCGACAUUCGAGUUCCUCCUGGCCAAAGUUUUAUGUUGGAACGUGCGCUCCAUUAUCUUGGCGUACCGGUUCAAUUGCUAAUUUUUCCAACUGAAGGGCAUUCAUUAAGAAAUAAUCCGUGGCAUGGAAAAAUCAAAGUUCGAGAAGAACUUAAAUGGUUAAAAAAAUAUGGUUAUCAAAAUUAA